CACCUGUCAGAGUCACAAAAGAAUAUUUCCGAAAGACGUGUAGCUUGGGUCACAUGGACCGUCCAAUAUAUUGCUGUUUCGAUCUGUGAAAGUCAACGGGAGAAGUUUCGAACUUCUAAUGAGUACUACUCUUGACACUUGAUCCUGCCCAGAGGGACUCGUCCAUCACCGAUCAUUUCACUGCCUUCUAAUCAUCUGUAUUUCCCUUUGCUCUCAUUAUCACAACCUUCCCUCUCUAGAGGCAAAAAAAGCCGCUGUUCCUUUCAUGGCGAUCGUCGACGGCAACGGCGACGCCGACCAGCCUCUGCUGCAAGAAUCAGUGGCGGAUGGCGACUGCGACGGUGGGGAUCAUGAGGACGAAGAGAAGACGAGCUUGAGCAUGAGAGCAUGGGCUGAGACCAGGAAGCUGUGGCACAUCAUCGGCCCUGCCAUCUUCGGCCGCGUGGCCCAAUACACCAUGUUGGUCGUCACGCAGGCAUUCGCAGGGCACCUCGGGGAGGUUGAUCUUGCCGGCAUGUCCAUAGCCAUCAACGUCAUCGUCGGCUUCAAUUACGGCCUCUUGUUAGGUAUGGCGAGCGCGCUCGAGACAUUAUGUGGCCAAGCCUUUGGCGCGAAGAGAUACCACAUGCUUGGCAUCUACCUGCAAAGGUCGUGGAUUGUGCUCUUCCUGUGUUGCUUCUUGCUGCUUCCAUUCUACUUGUUUGCGUCGCCACUCCUGAAGCUCCUAGGGCAGGCGGACGACGUGGCGGAGAUGUGUGGCACGGUAGCUCUGUGGCUCAUCCCGUUGCACUUCAGCUUCGCCUUUCAAUUCCCCUUGUGGAGGUUCUUGCAGAGCCAGCUUAAGACCCAGGUCUUGGCAUGGAUCUCGCUGGCCAGCCUAGUGAUCAACUUGCUCACGAGCUGGCUCUCCAUCUACGUGUUCGACUUUGGCGUGGCGGGGCUGUCCAUCGGCUUGGAUCUCUCUUGGUGGUUCCUGGUGCUCGCAAUGUUCGUGUACACCGCGUGCGGUAGAUGCCCACUGACAUGGACUGGCUUCUCCAUGGAGGCUUUCUCGGGGUUAUGGGAGUUUGUCAAACUGUCCGCUGCUUCUGGAGUUAUGCUUUGUUUGGAGAAUUGGUACUAUAGAAUAUUGAUACUAAUGACUGGAUAUCUCCAAGACGCAACGGUUGCGGUGGAUGCCCUGUCAAUCUGCAUGAGCAUCAACGGUUGGGAGAUGAUGAUCCCUCUUUCCUUCUUUGCCGCAACCGGAGUGAGGGUGGCGAAUGAGCUUGGAACUGGGAACGGCAGGGCCGCGAAAUUUGCUACUGUGGUGUCCGUUGUGCAAUCAACAAUGAUUGGUUGCUUCUUCUGUGCUCUCAUCAUGGCUUUGCAUGACAAAUUUGCGUACAUUUUCACUUCUUCCGCUGAUGUUCUUGAAGAAGUGGACAAGCUCUCUUAUCUUCUAGGCAUCACCAUACUAUUCAACAGUGUUCAGCCUGUUCUAUCAGGAGUUGCUGUUGGAUCGGGAUGGCAAGCGUAUGUUGCGUACAUAAAUUUGGGAUGCUACUAUGUCGUUGGUUUACCUCUUGGAUUUCUCAUGGGUUGGGUUCUCAACUUAGGUGUUAUGGGUAUUUGGGGUGGAAUGAUUUUUGGAGGCACUGCUGUUCAAACUGUGAUAUUGGCCAUAAUAACAAUUCGAUGUGAUUGGGAGAAAGAGGCGGAGAAAGCUAGAGUGCGGGUUGCGAAAUGGUCAACUCCAACCAUUGAAGAUGAUGAAUCGGCUGCUAGCUAAAACUCGUUGUUUGAAGCUGUCGGUGUUACGUAGAUAUAGGUUCAGUGUAAUGGCAAGGAUUAGGAUGUAUUGGACCAGUAGCAAUUACAGCUAUUUGCUCCUUUUCAUGCAACCUUCUAACGACCCUUAUGCAUCUGCAAUCGAUCUUCGAGUUGGGAAAAGGACCAUCAACAACAGAGAGAGAAGAUAUUUGUUGAUUCAAUAACCGUUUGAGAAACUCUAAAAUUUUGAAUCUUCGAAGAUUGGAGCUUUGCUAGCAUAGUGGUCUUUGAGUCAUUAUGAGAGUAGCAUCAUUUUGUGAGCCACAAAUUUUUGAAAGAGUAGGCCCCACAACAAUUUAUAUUGAUUUGCUAUUUAUUUUUUUGGAGGUUCAACAUAUGCUGUUAAUCUCACGGUAGAUUAAGGAUGGUAAUUUAAUCAUUUCUUUUCCUUGAA
This is a messenger RNA of Syzygium oleosum, 2206 nucleotides long. RefSeq names its product protein DETOXIFICATION 27-like. Gene Ontology annotation, cellular component: membrane. The coding region runs from base 266 to 1771 and encodes 501 amino acids. Lineage: Eukaryota; Viridiplantae; Streptophyta; Magnoliopsida; Myrtales; Myrtaceae. Gene Ontology annotation, molecular function: antiporter activity; xenobiotic transmembrane transporter activity. Gene Ontology annotation, biological process: xenobiotic detoxification by transmembrane export across the plasma membrane. The record is from RefSeq and is a predicted model, not a curated record. The transcript has 9 exons.